This is a messenger RNA of Blastocystis hominis, 471 nucleotides long. RefSeq lists its product as hypothetical. Gene Ontology annotation, molecular function: NAD binding; oxidoreductase activity; NADP binding. The transcript has 4 exons. NCBI's taxonomy places the organism in Eukaryota, Bigyra, Opalinata, Blastocystidae. The record is from RefSeq and is a predicted model, not a curated record. The coding region runs from base 1 to 471 and encodes 156 amino acids.
AUGUUAUUAGUUAACAAACAAAAAUAUCAUUUCAGAUAUCCUUUAAAUGAACGUGAAGAGAUAUUGGGUGAGAAGGGAGUUCUGAAUGGUCUCAAGAAGGGCGGAAUCUUCGUUGAUAUGACAACCAGCGAGCCCUCUUUGGCCAGCGAGAUUUACUCGGUAGGAAAAAGCAAGGGCAUUGCUACUCUGGAUGCUCCUGUGUCUGGAGGAGAUAUUGGCGCUCGUGACGGCAAGCUGUCGAUCAUGGUUGGUGGAGACAAGAACACGUUUGAGGAAGUGAUGCCUCUGUUCCAAUGUAUGGGAACGAACAUCAAAUACAUGGGUGGAAGUGGCUGUGGCCAGCACACAAAGAUGGUGAACCAGAUAUUGAUCUCCACGAUGAUGAUCGGUGUGUGUGAAGGUCUGAUUUAUGGAUACAAAGCAGGCUUGAAUCUGGAAGAAGUGAUCGCAGCGGUAAAUAGAGUAGAAUAG